CGUUGUCGGGGGCGCGCGAGGACCCCGGUGGGCGGAGGAGGGCGCGGGACCGACCCCGAUGGCUGGGGCUGGCCCCGAAGCCGGCCGGGCUCUCUCGGCGCUCCUGGCAGGAAGAUCCAAGAAACGAGCCUCUGAGCUUAGGAAUGCCCAAGAACUUCAGGAGGCAGCUCUGCGUAUUCUGAAUAGUUACCAGAACCUGAGUGACCUUUUGCAGGAGGUGGGAGGUUCAGAAUGUAAUACGCUAUUAUAUUCCCGCAGUUCUGGCACCGAUGGCCAGGAAGGUUCAGUUCCAGAAUCAUUCGUGGUCUCCGCCCUGCAGGAAGAGGCCUCCAUGCUUGGUGUACCACUGGGAAUCUUGUCAGCCAGAACUGCAGCAGGUAGCAUUGAGAAGAUUUCUGCUGGGUCUGGGAAGGCUGCCCUGCUGAAUGCAGAACAAAGGAAAAAACUAUCCUGCUUGCUUCAGACCUUGAGGGAUUUAUUAGCACGCAACGCUUUCUGCCGUUUGGUGUUUGCUCAAGAAAUAUGGAGAAUGCAGACCCCUCUCAUCCUGGAGCUUGCUUGGCACCUGCACAGAGAAGGCGUCCUUAGCCUGGAAGCGCUGCUGGAGAAUCAUCCAGACACGUCUGCGUUGGUGAAAUGGCUGUGCACCAGCCUCCGUCUUCUGUGCCACCAGGCAGAAGGUUCUUCCCUGGACUCGGAGACCCUGGGGUGCAUUCUUGCAGACUUUGUGAUUAUGUUUCUUCAUAACGGAUUCCAGAAAACAUCUGAGAUGGGAAAGAAAUUGGAAUUGCAGCCUAUCCCCUCCAAAAUCUGCCGAGCUGUAUUGGAGGAAAUGCUGGCAUGGGUACUUGACACUGCAGCUAAAGAAAAGCAAGAGGAUGCUUCUGCAUUGAGGGCUGUGAAACGUUGGCUGGAUGUGUUCAGUUUGACGGCUUCUCGAGGCACAGUCCCUUCUGAGUCUCUGCAGGACUUCUUCAGCCACACCUUCACCCACGUUCUUACUUACAACCCUCAGCUAAAAGUUUCUGACGCCCUUAACCUCCAGCGAGAGUGGAGCUUCACAAGGAGCAGCUCGUUGCUCACCAGGCUCUAUCGGAAGCUGUUUGUGGGGCUCAGAGCGGAGAAGCUGAUAGGUCAUUUGCAGCAAGUCCUGGAGGCUAACGAAGUGAAUUGGCAUCACGUGCUCUCCUGCAUUUCCACGCUGCUGGUCUGCCAUGCUGAAGCAGAACAGCUGGUUAAAGAACUUCUGAGCCAUCUCUUGAGAAAAGCCUUUGAGAACUACGACUUGGAAAACUUGAUCACUGCGUUCUUAAUUGCCCGGCAGGCAGCGCUUGAGGGCCCUGCUCUGUUCAUGUCUUAUUCUGAAUGGUUUAAGCUCGCCUUUGGGAGUGCCAGUGGUUUCCAUGGCAGCAGCAAGAAGGCUUUGGUCUUCCUCUUCAAGUUCCUGUCGGAGCUGGUGCCUUUUGAAUCCCCGCAGUAUUUGAAGGUUCACAUCAUGCAUCCGCCCUUUGUGCCCACUAAGUACCGUCCCUUUCUUCUGGAAUACAUCACUCUGGCCAGAACUCGGCUGGCAGAUCUCAAGGUUGCAGUCGAAGACAUGGGCCUCUAUGAGGAUUUAUCUUCCACAAAAGAUGCUAUACAGCCACACUGCCAGGCACUUCAGGAUGUCGAAAAGGCUGUUCAGAUAUUUGAAAACACGUGGAAGAUUCCAGCAGUUGUGUUGGAAGCCAGUGUCUUCCGGAGGCCUUAUUACAUCUCCCGAUUCCUUCCUGCUUUGCUCAUGCCACGUUUGCUCCCUGAAACACCGGACUCUCACAUGGCUUUAAUAGAUGCCCUAAAGAGGGCUGAGAAGAUUCCCCCGAAUAUGUAUUCCAGGUUUAUUGAAGAAUGUCAGUCUGUGAAAGAGAAGUUCUUACAUGGUGGCUGUACAGAAACGAAGGCAGGCGAUUUCAAGGAGCCCUUGGAACUACUGAAGGCUGAACUUGAAGCCCUGAAACUGCUGGUUACAGACCAAAGCAUGCAAGAUGGUGUGCCGGCCCAGGUGGCUCUGGUCUCUGAGAAACUGGCAGGUGUUCUGAGGUGUAGGAAAGACGAGGACGAAGCCGCAUCUCUGAGCCUGAGAAUCAAGUUGUGUCUUUCUGUUCCUGAAGUCCGGCAGCAGGAUCAAGAGGUUGUCGAUCUCUUGCUGACAGCGUUUUGCCAGAAUGUAAUGGCUGCUUCCUACUUCAGCCCUCCAGAUAGGCAGGGGGCCUGGCCAUCUCUCUUCGUGAAAAUGGUUUGUGGACACCAGCAACUCUUGCCUUCCUUGCUGAGCCGGCUCAGCCAACUUAUUUAUCAUCAGGGUCCUUCUUUAAGUGAUGCACAUGCCAUAGGCUUGGCUGUCUUUGUGGUUCAUUUGAAUGAAGCCAAAUCCUUAAUUCCUGAGGUGGACAUCUACUCCUGGGUUCCACACGGGAUCACGGCCAGAGGCCUUCCUGUGGCUGAACUCUGGGAUCAUCUCUUGGCCUGCGAGACAGGAGAAUCAGUGGUCUUCUGCAUGCGGUUUUGUACAGCAGCUGUUUCUUAUUCUCUGUGCAAGUUCUCUUCCCUUUCUCACGAGUUCUUAUGCACCUCACUUCACCCUGGUUUUUUAAAAAAGCUCCAGUACGUUGUGCCACGGCUCAGUGUAGAAGCCCGAGGAACUGGUUGUGAAGGAGACGUGGCGGAGUAUCCUUGGAAGUCUUUAUUCCACCCCACCCUCCGCAAUCAGAAAGCUGCCCUCUGUUUGUGGAAGCAAACACGCUUUAAAAAACUCUUGCAAGAGAAAACAUUCCAGCUGACCCUCCGGGAGUGGCUGCUGAUGGAACUAGGAGUCCAUCCGGAUGAAGAUGUCCUGUCUGCUUCUGAAAGGCAGGAGUUCCAUUACUGGGCCUUGUAUCAGCAAUAUCUGCCUGCCUCUGCUGCUGCCGGAGGCUGCGAGGGAGACCUGCGAGAGGCGUGUGCUGUUCUUAUUGGCACGGUCUUGGAUUUCUGCCAGAAGUCCGAGUUGUCCAACUGCCGCCGCUUAGAGAAUCCAAAAUGUUCCGUUCCCUGCAGGAGAGGAAGCCCUGAGAUUCAUUGCCGAUUGCAGGAGAUGCUGCUGGAGGUGGAACUGGAGCGCAGGAGAGCCCCGCCCGACAGCCGCGUGGCUGAGGAGCACUUCCUCUUCAGGACUCUCCGGGAACGGACAAAAGCUCUGGGGGCCGAGUCUGCCGAGGCGGAGAGGCUGCUCAGGCAGCAGGAGCUGCUCCUUCAGACGAGGGUUCUCUUGGGUCUCCCUCCCUCACUGCUCAUCACAGCCCAGCGGAAAGGGAAGGAAAUCGCCCUGGACUGCGAGGACUUCUUCUCUUUCGUGAACGCAGAACUGAAGAACAUCUGCAGCAGAGGCUAUGCACUCUCCUAUGACAUCACGGCUCACUUCUUCAGGGGCCUGCUGAGUGCCAGUUUGGAGUGCCGCCAGUCCGCGCAGGAGGUGACUGCCGUUCUCGCGUCCUGUCAAGCAAGGUGUCCUAUACUCCUUUGCUCUGCAGCGCGAUGGUGGCGGAAGCUGGAGGCUGUGCUCUGCUCCGAGUGGAAGAGACUUUUCACAGUGCCGCUUGCGCAGGGCUUGCAGAGGCUUGAGGAGAGGCAGCGCUCUGUCAACAGCUUCCUCUCGUCAGAAACAUCUCUGGUCUUUGAUGUACCCUGGAUUUCUGCUGCUUUCCUCCAUUUCACUGUUCAGCAGCAAGCAGCACAUGACAAAACAGGAGAGGCACUGAACAGGCUGGGGCCCGGAGCAGAGCAACUCCUGUUGUGCCUCCUCUUCUUGUCAGUCGUGGAUUUCAUCUCGGCGAGGCUAGCCCCACAGGAAGGGAUGGAUGUGCCCACGGCCUUGGGCUGGAGCUCUAAGAUAGCCCAGCUGCUGGAAGAUCAAGGCGUGGACUGGCUGGCUCCUUUCCAUUCAGGAGGGACAGAGGAUGACCCUUGUCGAAUCCUGCAUAGCGCUGUGUCAGAUCAGCACCUGAAGCACCUGCCAGUGGCCUUCUACAGCCUCCUCUUCACCUUGCGCCCAGAGCGACUGAUCAGACAGCAGCAGACAUUCCUGUACGUGGCCGUCGACAUGUACACGCAGUUGCUGCAGCUCUUCAUGGAAGGGACGGCGGUGGCCAGACUGGACCCGCGGGAAUCACGCACACGUGACGGGGAGCCUGAGGAUCCUUUGGCCAAGAUACAAGCAGCGCGGCAGUUCCUGGUUCGGGCGAUCCCACAGUGUCCUCUGGGGAGCUUCUCCCGCCUCCAUCAGUUACUGGCUCUCUGUGGAGAGCUUGACCCUGAGCUCAAGGCAACCCUCGUGAACUGCUGGCAACCCCCUGAGGAGGAGCUGCUGCUUUUCUGAGUGAUGGAGACGGCUGAAGCUGGGCUUGGGCAGCAGGCAAAAGGCAGCCAGAGCGAGCGAGGACACUGCCCAGAAACAGGGCCCACUUCUCCCGGAGCCCACGCAGUUCAAAGUACCAUGUAAAUAAUUUAUUACAAGCAUAACCAUGACUUUGUUACAAU
Molecule: messenger RNA, 4554 nt
Organism: Eublepharis macularius
Lineage: Eukaryota; Metazoa; Chordata; Lepidosauria; Squamata; Eublepharidae
Gene: FANCA
Product: FA complementation group A
Exons: 43
Coding region: 59-4393 (1444 amino acids)
Biological process (GO): regulation of regulatory T cell differentiation; interstrand cross-link repair
Cellular component (GO): Fanconi anaemia nuclear complex
Source: RefSeq, a predicted model, not a curated record